AUGGCGUCCGGUUACGAUCGAGCUCUCUCCGUCUUCAGUCCUGACGGUCACGUCUUCCAGGUCGAAUAUGCGUUGGAGGCUGUCAAGCGAGGAACAUGCGCUGUUGGUGUCAAAGGCUCAGACAUAGUGGUACUUGGAUGUGAGAAGCGAUCAGCAAUGAAGCUGCAAGAUACCCGGAUUACUCCCUCGAAGAUCUGCCUUGUCGAUACCCACGUCGCUCUCGCUUUCGCUGGACUCAACGCCGAUGCCCGCAUCUUGGUCGACAAGGCCCGCCUGGAAGCACAAUCACAUCGCCUCACCGUCGAAGACCCUGUAUCAAUAGAGUACAUUACAAAGUACGUUGCAGGUGUGCAGCAGAGGUACACACAGAGUGGUGGUGUCCGUCCAUUCGGUAUCAGCACGCUUAUAGUCGGCUUCGACCCCAACGACAAGACCCCGCGCCUGUACCAGACGGAGCCCUCUGGUAUCUACUCAGCAUGGAAAGCAAAUGCGAUUGGUCGAUCAAGUAAGACGGUCCGCGAGUUUCUCGAACGCAACCACAAGGAAGGCAUGGACAGGGAGGAGACAAUCAAGCUCACAGUCAAGUCAUUGUUGGAGGUUGUGCAGACGGGCGCAAAGAACAUUGAGAUUGCCAUCAUGGCGCCUGGCAAGCCGAUUGAGAUGUUGCCGGUAGAGGACAUUGAGAAGUAUGUUGACAACAUCAACACGGAGAAGCAGGAGGAGGCGGCAAACAGGAGGCCUGGAAGGCAACCCGGCACAGGACAGGCAGCCAUUCUGACCCGCCAGGCUCCCGGCGAGGGCUCCGGAGCUGGCGGAGCGUAG
Messenger RNA from Bipolaris zeicola 26-R-13, 822 nucleotides. RefSeq lists its product as uncharacterized. Gene Ontology annotation, cellular component: proteasome core complex; proteasome core complex, alpha-subunit complex; nucleus. The transcript is spliced from 4 exons. NCBI's taxonomy places the organism in Eukaryota, Fungi, Ascomycota, Dothideomycetes, Pleosporales, Pleosporaceae. Gene Ontology annotation, biological process: ubiquitin-dependent protein catabolic process. The record is from RefSeq and is a predicted model, not a curated record. Bases 1 to 822 code for a protein of 273 amino acids.